Molecule: messenger RNA, 1433 nt
Organism: Hevea brasiliensis (rubber tree)
Lineage: Eukaryota; Viridiplantae; Streptophyta; Magnoliopsida; Malpighiales; Euphorbiaceae
Product: transcription termination factor MTEF18, mitochondrial-like
Exons: 1
Coding region: 116-1318 (400 amino acids)
Biological process (GO): chloroplast organization; regulation of DNA-templated transcription
Cellular component (GO): chloroplast
Molecular function (GO): double-stranded DNA binding
Source: RefSeq, a predicted model, not a curated record
CUCCGCUCGAUGAUUUACUGCUCAGAUCUCAUGGGGAAGAAUAUCUCAGCUCUUUCAUAAUUUGCUGAACCUGGUAAACCGUAAAGCUUAGCUUUCUUACUGUGAGUAGCCUGCAAUGUUUGCUUUUUCCAGUUCAAGACUAUCUUUAAAUAAGAUUGUUUCUCUGUUUGUCUCAAAUGCCCAACUGGAUAUUCUUCCCUUUCACUCAUUAUUUGUAAUCAAAUCCUUUUCAUCUAGGGUAUCUUCUAAUUUGAAUGACCACUCAUUUACAGUUUCCUUUCUCAUAAAUUCAUGUGGAUUAACCCUAAAAUCUGCUCAAUCUGUCUCUAAGAAAAUAUGUUUUAAUACCCUAGAAAGACCAAAGUCAGUACUUAGGCUUCUCAGGGAACAUGGAUUCACCAAUUUCCACAUCUCCAAAAUUGUUAAGAUCAGGCCCAAUGUGCUUUUACUACAUCCUGAAAGGACAAUUUUACCCAAACUUGAGUUUCUAUGUUCUAUAGGGGUUUCAAGAUCAGACCUUUCCGUAAUUGUUUCUCAGAACCCAGAUUUGUUGAAUCGAAGUAUAAAGCAAAAUCUGAUCCCACAUUAUCAUAUCCUCAAAAGUAUACUCGUUUCUGAUGAGAAAGUUAUUAAAUGUUUGAAACGCUUGUUAAAAUCUUCUGUAGUGCUUUCGCAGAACGACUUCUAUGCCAAUUUAUCACUUUUAAGAGGGCUUGGAAUGCCUCAAUCUUCCAUCUCUUUCUUGGUCACCUAUCAUCCCCUUAUUGUGUGCCUAAAAGCUUUCAAUUUUGCUGAAGGGGUUAAGAAAGUUGUUCAAAUAGGAUUUGAUCCUUCCAAACCUACGUUUGUUAGGGCAGUCCAAAUUUUGCUUGGGUCGUCGCAGAAAACAUGGGAACACAAAAUUGAGGCUUAUAGGAGGUGGGGUUUAUCUGAAGAAGAGAUUUCGUCAAUUUUCAGAAAGAGUCCCUUAAGUAUGGGUCUCUCUGAAAAGAAAAUUAUGUGCAACAUGAAUUUUCUUGUGUGCAAGAUGGGUUGGCAGCCUGCUGCCGUUGCUAGAGUUCCAGUUGUUCUGUGCUAUGGUUUGCAGACAAGGAUUAUGCCUAGAUGUUCAGUCAUAAGAGUUUUGCUUUUGAAGGGUUCGAUCAAGGCAGAUAUCCCUAUAUCCUCGGUCUUGACUAGUUGUGAAAAGUACUUCUUGGAAAGAUUUGUGAUCAAGUAUCUGGAUCAGGUGCCUCAAUUAUUGGAUAUCUUUCAAGGAAAAAUGAGGCUUACAGAACUUGGCUUUGGUUUUGAUGAUAAAUCUGUGAUUCUGGAUUAGGAAAAAUAUAGCAAGCAAUUUUCUGAUGACUCUGAUAAUAUUAUGAAUAGUUUUGAUAACUGAAUUUCACUUUUCAUUAUUGUCUUGGAUGGCUGCUUUUUUUUUUUGGCUUAAC